AAAGAGAAGGAUAUGAGAAGACGAGGCAAGACUGCGAAGAGCUGGCGGCGGCACAGCUCUGAAUCCCAACCUUCUACUUGCGUUAGCAGCGACAACGACUCGGGCUCGGCCUGGGACAUAAUGGUGAUAACGACGGUGCCCGACCGACACUACCUACAAAUUCACCUCAAACAGCGGCGCCGUCCGAAUCUGGCGCCUUGAAAUGAAGACUAUCUCCCGCCCGUUGCGGCAUCCCAUCAGACACCGCGGCGGUGAUAGCAAUGGCGGCGAGGAUGAAGUCCCCGCGCGAAGAAACUGAGCUGGCGGAAACGGGCCAGCUGGGAGUCCUCUCAGGAAUAGAGGUGAAAAAUGUGGACACAAAUUGAUGCCAAAUGAGUUGAUUGCAUACUUGUUGUUAGGUGCCUUCAAGUCAAUUACGACCUUUGGUGACCAUAUGAAUCAGCAACCUCCAACAGCAUCUGUCAUGAACCACCCUGUUCAGAUCUUAUACAUAUUGUUCUUUUUAGAGAAGAAGUAGUGGAAAGUUUAAUUGCAUAGAAGAUAAUCUCACAGUGAAGACUUGACUGGACCUGCAAACUUCUUUUCAACACUGCAGUCAGUACUUCCACUGGUGUGUCUUUGAAUUUCAUAUUUUGAACAUAAACUAUUCUUUAUACCUGCUUUACAAAAAAAAAUGGAAUUUCAGUUCAACUUCUCUAUAGACAAUGCAGCAGAAAACAGAAUAGAGGCAGUUGGGAAUGGAAAGCAAAAAUUGGUACAGGAGUCUUUCGUCCUGUUGAACAAGCAAGAAAACACUUCAGAAAAGAGGAAAGAGGCUUCUUCAGAAGAAAAGAUAUCAAACCAGGAGCGUUUCUCAGAAAUACCUGCUAAUGUAGCAGGCUACAGCUCUUUGAGUAAAAGCAAGGGUAUGCCAAAGAAACACUCAUGGCCUAAAACCACCAAGGAACAUAAUGUUCCUAAAGAUUUGAGCAAAUUGUUAGAAAAGAAAGUUGUGAGGACCCUUCCUGGCACAUGCUGUAUAAAUAUUUCUGUGGUAGAGAUGGCACUCUUGGAAAACUCUCUUGGGGAAAACAUUGUGUCACAAAGUGUUUCUUCUUAUUCUGACCUAAUCACAGGUGUCUAUGAAGGAGGUCUGAAGAUCUGGGAGUGCACAUUUGAUCUCAUUGAUUAUUUGAUAGAAUCUGAAAUUAAGUUUGCACACAAGUUAGUUUUGGAUCUUGGCUGUGGGGCUGGACUGUUGGGAAUAGCUGCAUUAAAAGGAAAUGCUGAAAAAGUCCAUUUUCAGGACUAUAACAGCACAGUGAUUGAUGAAAUAACCCAGCCUAAUGUAUUGGUCAACUGCACUCAUCAGAAUGAUGACAUUAAAGGAAAUACUGAGCUUUCCCUAAAACAAUGCAGAAAAAAAGACUUUACCCAAGGCUUGCUCUCUAAAUGCAAAUUCUUCUCUGGGGAAUGGUUAGAGUUUACUAAUCUUCUGUUAAAUAGCAAUGAGCCCUUAGCAAAAUAUGAUCUCAUACUCACCUCAGAAACUAUUUAUAAUCCUGAUUAUUAUGAGGCUUUGCAUGAAACACUUUCAAGAUUACUGGAAAUAAAUGGCUGUGUAUACUUGGCUAGCAAAGCGCAUUACUUCGGGUGUGGAGGUGGAGUCCACCUUUUUACAAAAUUCAUUGAGAAGAAAAAUCUGUUUAAGUCUAGAACUGUUAAAAUUAUUGACAAAGGGCUAAAGCGUUUCAUUAUCGAGCUGGUAUUUAAGAACUCCCAUUAAUGUGUGUGUUAAUAAAUACUUUUUGUUGUUUUGCUUUCAUGGGGCUCCUGCUAACACAUUUAUUCUUUGUUCAUAGUUGUGUUCUUCUUGUAUGUCUCCUCUUCUGUCUCCCUGAUCCUAUUGCUCCCUCUUCCUUAGAAUCCUUGUCAGAAAUUCUCAUUUCUUUGACUGUGACUGACACUGCUUUUUUUCAUCUUUUUAUGCACAAGUCUACAAUCCACAUGCAUGCUCAAAUAGCUGUUAAUUUAUACUUCCAAUAACAUGAUUACUGCACAAAGAUAAAUCUGUCCAGGAGUACCAAGCCUCGUGCCCCCAAGACCUUUGUAAGCAGGGCAAAAUAGUAAUAGCUAUCCUAUCUGUCCUCUGCACCUGAUAAUCAAAACUAUGCUACCUCUAAUUUAUUUUUGUACAAGCUGCCUUUGGAAAGGUGCAUGCCUGUAAUGAAAUAUAUGUUUGAUUCUCCAGUCAGUUUAUGUUUGUGGAAGACAGUUGAAUUUUUGUAGUGGAUAAUGAUCUCCUGGAGAUGGGCAAAUCGGAGACAUUAAAGUGGGAGUGCACAAUUCUAAUUCCAUUGCGGACAGUUUUCUAUUUUCAUUGACUCAAGAGGGCCACAUAGCAAUGUUAGCUGCACUAUAUUCAUAUUGUUAUGUAAAAUGUGGCAGAGCAUUUUUGCUACAAUUUCUUUUUCUUUUUCACCCAUUCUGUAGUCUAGAGCAUGCAUUAUUAUACCUCUGCAGCUCUCACUAAACACCUUUCUCGUAAUCCUCAGUCAUUUUGUCUCUCCACUCCACAGUGCUGUUCUCUGUGUGUAUCCUAUGUGCAUGAUCUUUUCUAUCCUUGCACAGUGGUAGGCCAGCACCCACAUCUCUGUUGCCCACUUUUCUCUCUCAGUGUUUUCUCUGCCCCAGUUCUUUUUCCUCAUUCAUCUCUUAUCUCCCCUCCUUCUCUUCCUCC
Rhineura floridana is the source of this 2719-nucleotide messenger RNA. It is a transcript of the gene METTL18, whose product is annotated as methyltransferase 18, RPL3 N3(tau)-histidine. The transcript has 3 exons. Bases 674 to 1765 code for a protein of 363 amino acids. NCBI's taxonomy places the organism in Eukaryota, Metazoa, Chordata, Lepidosauria, Squamata, Rhineuridae. Gene Ontology annotation, molecular function: protein-L-histidine N-tele-methyltransferase activity. Gene Ontology annotation, biological process: peptidyl-histidine methylation, to form tele-methylhistidine. The record is from RefSeq and is a predicted model, not a curated record.